Molecule: messenger RNA, 966 nt
Organism: Arachis ipaensis
Lineage: Eukaryota; Viridiplantae; Streptophyta; Magnoliopsida; Fabales; Fabaceae
Source: RefSeq, a predicted model, not a curated record
AUGAGGAAUCUUGAAAGACAAGUGGGACAAUUGGCUAGACAAGCUGAACGGCCAACUAAUACCUUCCCAAGUGAUACAAUCCAUAAUGCAACGGAGGAAUGUAAAGCUGUGCAGUUGAGAAGUGGCAAGAUUGUUGGAGAAGACACAAAGGACAUCAAUGAUGAAGCAACAAAGCCAAAAGAAGAGGACAAACUGGACAACAAGAAGGAUAAAGAGGUACAAACCUCUAAGAAAGGCAAAGAAAUUAUGAAGCCACAACCAGAGGAAAAGAAGGAAGGAGUGAAGCCCUAUGCACCCAAACUCCCUUACCCACAGAGGCUACACAAAGAAAUGAGGGACCAACAAUUCCCUAAAUUUUUGGAAAUCUUUAGGAAACUUGAAAUUAACAUUCCAUUAGCUGAAGCCAUGGAGCAGAUGCCAUUGUAUGCAAAGUUUCUUAAAGAACUGAUUACCAAGAAGAGAAGCUGGCAGGAAAAAGAAACUGUGAUCCUCACCCAAGAGUGUCGUAUAAUCAUUCAAAAGGGACUUCCACCAAAACUCAAGGAUCCAGGAAGCUUCCUUAUACCAUGCACUAUUGGGAACAUGUUCAUUGAUAAAGCACUCUGUGACCUGGGAGCAAGUAUUAAUCUAAUGCCUCUAGCCAUGAGGAAGAAAUUGAUGAUAGAAGAGGUUAAGCCCACAAGGAUGUCAUUACAACUUGUUGACAGAUCUCUCAAUAUACCAAAUGGAGUAGUGGAGAACCUAUUAAUGAAAGUUGGAAAAUUCAUAUUCCCAGCUGAUUUUGUGAUCUUGGACAUGGAUGAGGAAGGAAAUAACUCAAUCAUCCUUGGAAAACCAUUUUUGGCCACUGCUAGAGCAAUCAUUGAUGUUGAAAAGGGAGAGAUGGUUCUCAGAGUGCAGGAGGAGCAAAUGGUUAUCAAUGUUUUCAAGGCAAUGCAAUAUCCUACUGAGAAAGGAAUUACAUGA